Molecule: messenger RNA, 495 nt
Organism: Penicillium macrosclerotiorum
Lineage: Eukaryota; Fungi; Ascomycota; Eurotiomycetes; Eurotiales; Aspergillaceae
Product: CybS family protein
Exons: 4
Coding region: 1-495 (164 amino acids)
Biological process (GO): mitochondrial electron transport, succinate to ubiquinone; tricarboxylic acid cycle
Cellular component (GO): mitochondrial envelope; membrane
Molecular function (GO): ubiquinone binding; heme binding
Source: RefSeq, a predicted model, not a curated record
AUGGCUUCGUUUGCGCGCCCGUCAGUCCUCCGGCAGACUCUUGCGACCACCCGGUCACCCUUCCUGCGCCAGAAUGUUGGCGUUUCGCAGGUCGUGGCUUUCCACGCCUCCGCCCGCAAGCAAAUCCUGCCCCCGUUGCCUCUGAACGACCCCGUUCCCGUUCCUAAGCCUCACCCGUCUGAGGGCAGCUACCACUGGACUUUCGAGAGAGCUGUUUGCGUUGGCCUGAUCCCCCUCAGCAUCGCUCCUUUCGCCGCCGGCUCCCUUAACCCCGUUAUGGAUGCCAUCCUCUGCUCUCUUCUCGUUGCUCACUCGCACAUCGGUUUCCAGGCUGCCAUCAUCGAUUACUUCCGCCCCCAGCGUGUACCCAAGUUCAACUCGCUAUGCAACUGGCUCCUUCGCGCUUUCACCCUGACUACCGCGGUCGGUCUGUACGAGUUUGAGACGAACGAUGUGGGUGUCACCGAGGCCCUGCGCCGUAUCUGGAACGCAUAA